AUUUUUAAUCUGCCAACGAUCGAAUUGCUUUCGCCUGUUUGACACCAAAAACCGUCAAAUUUUAAUUAAAACUCAAAUGUCUCAAAUCCGCCCUAUGGUCCCGCGCUUGCAGCACUUCGAAGACGCUUUGCAGAAGACAGGAUGGGGGCUUUAUUAUAAAUUUCUAGUCGGAUUUGCUUCGGCGAAUUUAUUCACCAACGGCUUUGUGCUCUUGUGUGUGAACUUUGCACUGCCUUUAAGUGCCUGUGACACGAUUUUAACGCGAGAUGAUGUCGUUUCUAUUUAUGUGUGCUUUAAUUUUGGAAAAGCCGUGGGCGGUUUUCUCCUAUGCAGCGUUUCCGACAACACCGGCAAAAGAUGCAUGAUUUCAAAAAGCCUGAUCAUUAUUUUUGGAAGCUGCUUCAUUUCUGCAUUCUCUCACAAUAUGUACACCCUGUAUCUGGCAGUCUUUUUCUUAGGUUCUGGACUACAAGCAAACAUUGCUUCGGUAAAAAUUUACUUGGCUGAGAUUUUGCCAGCUGAGAGAAGAGGUUUUUACAUCGUUCUGCCGGAUAUUUUUUGGACAGUUGGUUAUUUCUCAACGGCUGCAUUUCUUUAUUAUUUUGGGGCCUUGAAUUCAGCCAUCACCGAACACCAGGGUAUGGAUAUGAGACUUACUUCUUGGAGGAUUAUUUUUGCGAUCGGGGGCGGAUUGUGUAUUACUAUGGGCUGUACUUCGGCCCUUUUGGAAAUGAGUCCGCGAUAUUUGUUGUUUAAAAGGAGGAUUAUUACAGCGACGCUGAUUUUAAAGCAGUUUUAUGCAAUCAAUAGGUCCAAGUAUAGCGAAACUUUUGAUGUCCAGUCGCAGCAACUGGUGGACUUGAUAUCAGACUACAACAUCAACAUUGACCCAGAACCCGUCGGCCUGAUCCAACAAAUGAAUCUUAUAAUCAAAGUAAUGCUCCGAAUGUUGAGAAUCAUGCUACAAAGACCCUUCCUUAAAGUAGCCCUAGUCAUAGCUGUAACUAAAUUACCAACUUUAUUUGGAUUGCCUGGCACAAUUAUUUAUCUAGCCCAGAUCGUAGAUGGAAAAACUGGAACAGUCACUGGUGGAAAUUUAAUUCAUCUCAGUCUGAUUUUCCAUGGUAAUUGUUCAGUAUCCUUGGUGGAACAUGAAUACGAAAACUUCCUCCUGAUUUCUAUAAAUAUUCUCUUGGGGCAAAUAAUGUUGCUGUGCAUAAUCGAUCGAUUCGGACGUAAAUUUCCGAUUUUUACAGGACUGACGAUGUGUUCUUUUACGAGUGCUAUCUUGGGGUACGUUAACAACGUCCCUUUACUGGCCACAUGUUCGUCUUUUUUCAUCAUUGGACUGACUUUGGUGGAGUCCACACUUUUCGUGGUCGUAAUCGAAAAUUUUCCAACUGCUGUCAGGGGUACCGCCUUGGGCAUUACGUAUUUCUACGCCCACGUGACUUCCUGUUUCCUGUACGCUUUUCUGGAUAUGUCACGGCACAAUUUCCACCUGAUUUUGGCACCGUUAAUGUUAGGGACGUCCGUGUUGGCGUGCUUUAUUCCAGACGUGAGGAAAAGGCCGAUGGUGGAGUGAUAUUUCUCUUCUUAAUUUUUAAUAUUUAUUUAAAAACAUGUACUUUAUAACAUAUUUUGUAAAAAAUAAA
This is a messenger RNA of Tribolium castaneum (red flour beetle), 1655 nucleotides long. RefSeq lists its product as uncharacterized. The record is from RefSeq and is a predicted model, not a curated record. Gene Ontology annotation, molecular function: transmembrane transporter activity. Gene Ontology annotation, biological process: transmembrane transport. NCBI's taxonomy places the organism in Eukaryota, Metazoa, Arthropoda, Insecta, Coleoptera, Tenebrionidae. Gene Ontology annotation, cellular component: membrane. The transcript has 10 exons. The coding region runs from base 77 to 1585 and encodes 502 amino acids.